Molecule: messenger RNA, 1605 nt
Organism: Penicillium macrosclerotiorum
Lineage: Eukaryota; Fungi; Ascomycota; Eurotiomycetes; Eurotiales; Aspergillaceae
Product: arginyltransferase
Exons: 7
Coding region: 1-1605 (534 amino acids)
Biological process (GO): protein arginylation
Cellular component (GO): cytoplasm
Molecular function (GO): arginyl-tRNA--protein transferase activity
Source: RefSeq, a predicted model, not a curated record
AUGGAGCCCGUUGACGCCGAACGCGCGCGACAGCUGUCGCUCUUCCGGCCACUAGGUACGUCCCACUUUGCCCCCGGCAACGAACCACUGAGACCGGCCUCUCCGUCCCCGUGGCGCGUCCACUGGUUCUUGGUGGCUGCCGACCCUCGUCAACCCGGGGAGGUAUGUCGCUCCUCCUGCAGCGAGUUCCAGCCAGUUCCCGACAAUCUACCCCUCUUCGAGAAGGAUCUUGUACAUCAAAUCAAGACAUCCACGCUAACGAUCUCUUUUUCCCCUUUCGCUGCCCCUCAGGCUACCAACGCAAUUCUUGCGGGUGCAUCCUACUAUACCAGUUCCGUUGCCGUGCGGCCCGAGCACUAUGAGGAACUCAUCAAUCGGGGCUGGAGACGGUAUGGCUCACUCCGCUGUCGUCAAUUCUAUCACUAUCUUUGGGCCACCCAGUAUGACUCACAACGCCGCAGAUCAGGUACUCUCUACUACAAGCAGAAUCUGGAACGAUCAUGCUGCCCGUACUACACAAUGAGGCUGGAGGCCUCGGCGUUCACGCCUCGCCGGGAUCAGCGCAAGGCCAUCAAUCGCUGGAACAAGUUCAUUCUUGGUCCGGAGUAUAUCCGUAAGGCAGCUCGACUGUGUCCCCAGACCCGAGAGGAAAAGCGACACCGGAAGUGCAACUUUGACGUCGUGUCAUCUGUUCACGAGACCGAGUACAGCAAUGUCAAGCGUCCCAUUGAUCCAGAUACCAAAAGACCGCUGGAGCCGGCCCACAAAUUUGAGGUCAAUAUCGAAGGCGACUCGGUCUCGCAAGCCAAAUUUGACCUCUUUGCGAAGUAUCAAACGACUGUUCAUCGGGAAGAUGUGUCCCGCUGGAAGACCAAGGAUUUCGAGCGAUUUUUGUGCUCAGGUCUUAAACGGUCCCCGAAUCCCGUCACCAAGUCGAAUGAUUCUGAAAAAAAACUGGGCUCGUGGCACCAGUGCUAUAGACUAGAUGGAAAGCUCAUCGCGGUAGCGGUUCUAGAUAUGGUACCUAAUGGUGUGAGCUCAGUCUAUAUCUUCUAUGACCCCGCAUACGAGCAAUGGGAGUUUGGUAAACUAAGUGCGCUUCGGGAGAUCGCAUUUGCCCUCGAAAACAGCUACCCCUACUACUAUAUGGGAUUUUAUAUCCAUAGCUGCCAGAAGAUGCGCUACAAGGCCAAUUUCCGACCACAGUAUCUUCUUGAUCCUGAAUCUUACGCGUGGCACCCACUCAAUGGCGAGCUCUCCAAGAAACUCGAUACGCGCCCUUAUGUUUCCCUCUCACGAGAUCAAUCUACACCCGCCGAAGAUCCAAACACUGUCUCGGCAUUGGACCCGGAUGUUGAUGAGCAGGAGCUUUCCCUCUUUGACAUCCACAUGCCUGGCGCCUUGACCCUGGAUCAAGUCAAAGCCUUGAACCUAGACAAUUGGCAUCUCCUCUACCAUGGCAAUUUUGUGCAGAUGGAGGACCUUGUUGGAUGGGAAAAAUUGCCCAUGAAUGACCCUCAGUCCGUCAAAGGAAUCAUUGCCGAGUUAGCUGCGGUUUUGGGCCCAAAGAUCGUCAAGAACAGUGCAGUCGUCCUCUUUGAUUGA